This is a messenger RNA of Lasiosphaeria miniovina, 3245 nucleotides long. Its product is annotated as MCM2/3/5 family-domain-containing protein. Gene Ontology annotation, biological process: mitotic DNA replication initiation; double-strand break repair via break-induced replication; DNA replication. Gene Ontology annotation, molecular function: single-stranded DNA binding; single-stranded DNA helicase activity; ATP binding. The transcript has 3 exons. NCBI's taxonomy places the organism in Eukaryota, Fungi, Ascomycota, Sordariomycetes, Sordariales, Lasiosphaeriaceae. Bases 223 to 2868 code for a protein of 881 amino acids. The record is from RefSeq and is a predicted model, not a curated record. Gene Ontology annotation, cellular component: MCM complex; nucleus.
GCAAGGCAAGGCAAGUGCACAACGGCGCCCCCCUGCCAUUUAUGUCAGUUCAGGCAGGGCAUUUUUCAUUUCCCUUCCGCGAUCUCGACUGGAGCCCCCUCCACUCCUCUCCUUUCGCACCGCACCGCACCGCACUCCGACUUUCUGUCGUUUUGAUCCCCCAGCUAAGAGAUUUAGUUUGGAAAGCAAAAAAAGAGUUAAUCUGCCUCGAUUCUUGCAAACAUGAGUUCCCCGCUUCGCGACAAUAUGGCUUCGGCCAACAGGGGCAUCACACCAGGCCGGGCAAACCGCAAGCGUGCUCGCACUAACGGUGAUGACGCCACGUCGUCGGUCGCCGCCGCCUCGAGCCCCAUGAUGCCCUCGUCCCCUCCCGCCUUCCCCAUCGCCCAUGGCGGCGACGAGGAUGACGAAAUCGAGGAAGAUGUCGAGCUCCAGGACGACCUGGACGACCUUGACGAGCUGGCCGAAGAUGACGUUGACCUCUUCCGCGAGGGCUUCGAGCGCGAUUAUGUAGAGAGGACCGAGAAUGAUGUCUACGAAGGCAUCGACAUUGACGACGACGGAGACUAUGUCGCCUUGGACCCGCGUGACAGGCGCCGUCUUGAGGCGCAGCUGGAUCGCAGAGACCGGGAGGUGGCUCGGAGAAAGAACUUGCCCGCCAUGUUUCUAGAGGGCGAAGAGGACGACCGCGACAUUGACCUCACGUCCCGGCCCCGCCGCCAUAGGCACCGCCUCUACGAUGAGGACCCCGACGAGGACAUGGAUGGCGACAUCAUGGACGAGGAGCUCUCGCUCGAGGCCCUGCACGACGUCAAGGCUUCCAGCUUGACCGAGUGGGUAUCCCAGCCCCCAGUCCAGCGCACCAUCAAGCGCGAGUUUAAGGCUUUCCUCACCGAAUACACCGACGACAGCGGCUCGUCUGUUUACGGAAACCGCAUCCGAACGCUGGGUGAAAUCAAUGCCGAGUCGCUCGAAGUCUCGUAUGAGCACCUCUCCACCUCCAAGGCUAUCUUGGCUUACUUCCUCGCCAAUGCCCCGUCCGAGAUGCUGAAGCUCUUCGACGAGGUCGCCAUGGAGGUUGUCUUGCUGCAUUACCCUGACUACGAGCGUAUUCACUCCGAGAUCCACAUUAGGAUCUUUGACCUUCCUGUUCACUACACCCUCCGCCAGCUUCGCCAGUCGCAUCUCAACUGCCUGGUGCGCGUCAGCGGCGUCGUGACACGGAGAACCGGCGUCUUCCCGCAGCUCAAGUAUGUUAAGUUUGACUGCACCAAGUGCGGCGUCACCCUCGGCCCUUUCCAGCAGGAGUCCAACGUCGAAGUUAAGAUCACGUAUUGCCAGAGCUGCCAGUCCCGCGGCCCCUUUACCCUCAACUCGGAGAAGACUGUCUACCGCAACUACCAGAAGCUUACUCUACAGGAGUCUCCCGGCACUGUCCCUGCAGGUCGCCUCCCCCGCCACCGCGAGGUGAUUCUGCUCUGGGAUCUCAUUGAUAAGGCUAAGCCGGGCGAGGAGAUUGAGGUCACGGGCAUCUACCAAAACAACUACGACGCUCAGCUCAACAACCGCAAUGGCUUCCCCGUCUUUGCCACCAUCCUCGAAGCCAACAACGUUGUCAAGUCUCACGACCAGCUCGCCGGCUUCCGCAUGACAGAAGAGGACGAGCACGAGAUCCGCCGGCUCUCCAAAGACCCGCAGAUCGUUGACAAAAUUAUCAACUCGAUUGCCCCGAGUAUCUACGGGCAUACCGACAUUAAGACGGCCGUCGCGCUGUCGCUGUUUGGCGGCGUGGCCAAGACAACCAAGGGCGCCCACCACAUUCGCGGUGACAUCAAUGUGCUGCUGCUGGGUGACCCGGGUACGGCCAAGUCGCAGGUUCUCAAGUACGUUGAGAAGACGGCGCACCGCGCCGUAUUCGCCACUGGCCAGGGUGCCAGCGCCGUCGGUCUCACGGCUAGUGUCCGUCGAGACCCGCUGACGAGCGAGUGGACGCUCGAAGGCGGCGCGCUGGUGCUGGCCGACAAGGGCACCUGCCUGAUUGACGAGUUUGACAAGAUGAAUGACAAGGAUCGUACCUCGAUCCACGAGGCCAUGGAGCAGCAGACCAUCUCCAUCUCCAAGGCGGGUAUCGUGACGACGCUGCAGGCCCGCUGCGGCAUCAUCGCCGCAGCCAACCCGAUCGGCGGCCGCUACAACUCGACCAUCCCCUUCUCGGCUAACGUGGAGCUGACGGAGCCCAUUCUGUCUCGUUUUGAUAUCCUCUGCGUCGUCCGCGAUACGGUCGAGCCUGCCGAGGACGAGCGCCUCGCACGCUUCAUCGUCGGUUCCCACAGCCGAAGCCAUCCCCUGACCAACACGCAGGCGACAGCCGCUGGCCAGUCGAUGGAGAUGGAACAGCCCGAGUCCGGCCAGCCCGACACACAGGCUACUUCCACCUCACCACCGACUAAAGAGGGCGAAAUCCCCCAGGAGCUGCUGCGCAAGUACAUCCUAUACGCGCGCGAGCGGUGCAGUCCCAAGCUGUACCACAUGGACGAAGACAAGGUUGCCCGGCUGUUUGCCGACAUGCGCCGCGAGAGUCUUGCCACGGGUGCCUACCCCAUCACGGUCCGCCAUCUCGAAGCCAUCAUCCGCAUCAGCGAAGCCUUCUGCCGCAUGCGUCUGUCGGAGUACUGCUCGGCCCACGACAUGGACCGCGCUAUCGCCGUCACGGUCGAGAGCUUUGUCGGCAGCCAAAAGGUCAGCUGCAAAAAGGCCCUCGCCCGCGCCUUUGCCAAGUACACCCUCGCUCGGCCCGGGGCUGGUGCCGGGAAGCGCGCUGCUGGCGCUCGCGCGGGCAGCGGCAGGUCUACAGCUGUAGGGGCGUAAGCUUGGCGAAGGAGAUAACUGCGCUGGGUUUGUAAUGGGUUUGGGGGUAUGUCACGAGGCGUUUCGAGGGUCUUUGGUUCUGGGUAGCAUGCUUCUGUUUGUCUGAUGAAUUUUAAGUCAUAAAUUUGGUACAUUAGUUGGCGUGGGCUGGUGUGUGGGGGCUGAGGGGAAGCAAACAUGUGUCAUGUCAGUUCGUAUGUGGUUCAAGGACGAGUUUUUUCUCUCAUCUUUACUGUUGCUGGAUACAUGGGAUGAACGUAGAUAGGUAAGGUAAAUAACUAUUUACCUUGUGGCUGAGUCGAGUAAUGAUAGAUGUUUGAUACAUUAUUUGUUUCUGUUAUAUAUUUUAUAACGAGGCUUUGUCCCAGAUGGGUUCG